CCGGUCAUGCCGGUCAUGGCGUACCCGUAUGUGUUCCGUGCGCAGGCGCCACCAGUGAGAGUGGAGGAUCACAAGGCCGCCAAGGACGCGGCGGCGCCUGUGCCACAGGCCAGGGAGCAGUGGCCGGCCGGUGCCAGCAGAAGCGCGCGCCCACACGGCGCCGGUGCCGGGUGGCUGGGCGGCCUUGGCUCCGGGGAGGGGCUGGCGAGCGCCUACGACCUCGUGGAGACGAUGCAGUAUCUGUACGUGCGCGUCGUCAAGGCGCGCGGGCUCCCGGAGAGCGCCGUCACCGGCGGGUGCAGUCCCUACGUCGAGGCGCGCGUCGGCAACUACCACGGCGCGACGCGGCACCUCGAGGGGAAGUCCAGCCCCGAGUGGAACCAGGUGUUCGCCUUCUCGAGGGACCGCGUCCAGGCCACGGCGCUCGAGGUGUUGGUCAGGGACAAGGACGCCCUGGCGCGCGACGACUGCGUCGGCAGGGUCGCGUUCGAUAUCGCCGAGGCGCCCGUGCGCGUGCCACCGGACAGCCCGCUCGCGCCGCAGUGGUACCGCCUCGAGGGGACUGGCGGCAAGAUGGCGGCGAACGGCGAGGUCAUGCUCGCCGUCUGGGUCGGCACGCAGGCGGACGAGGCGUUCGCGGACGCGUGGCACGCCGACGCCGCGUCGGUCCACGGCGGUGGCGGCGGUGGUGACGGCGCGGCGGCCGUGCAGAGCAUGCGGUCCAAGGUGUACGUGACGCCGAAGCUGUGGUACCUCCGGAUAAGCGUGCUCGAGGCUCAGGACGUCGUGCCGCCCGGCACCGGCGGCAUUGCGGACAAAGGCCGGCACGCCGACGUCUUCGCCAAGGUGCAAGUCGGCGGCAUGGUGCUCAGGACUAGGCCUUGCGCCACGAGGAGUCCGACGAGCCUGGCGUGGAACGAGGAGCUCGUGUUCGCCGUGGCAGAGCCGUUCGACGAGCCGGCGGUGCUCAUCAUCGAGGCCCGCGCGCACCCCGGGAAGGACGAGAUCAUUGGGCGCGCCGUGCUGCCGCUCACGCUCUUCGAGAAGCGGCUGGAUCGCCGCCAGGUCCAGGCGCAGUGGUUCAGCCUGGAGCCAUUCGGGCGCCCGGCGCGGCCGCCGGAAGCCGUCUUCGCCGGCCGUGUGCAACUCCGUGCGUGCCUCGAGGGCGCGUACCACGUCAUGGAGGAGCCGACCAUGUACGCCAGCGACACGCGCCCUACCGCCCGGCAGCUGUGGCGCCCGCCGAUCGCCGUGCUGGAGGUUGGCGUCCUCGGCGCGCAGGGGCUCACCCCGAUGAAGACGCUCGACGGCCGGGGCAUGACGGACGCGUACUGCGUCGCCAAGUACGGGCAGAAGUGGGUGCGCACGCGCACCGUCGUGGACUCGUGCAGCCCCCGGUGGAACGAGCAGUACACGUGGGAGGUCUACGACCCGUGCACGGUGCUCACGCUCGCCGUGUUCGACAACUGCCAACUCGGCAACGCCGCCGCCGGCAGCGGCGCCGCCGUCAGGGACCAGAGGAUCGGCAAGGUCAGGAUCCGGCUCUCGACGCUGGAGAUGGACAGGGUGUACACCACCGCGCACCCGCUCGUCGUGCUGCACCCGUCCGGCCUGCGCAAGAACGGCGAGCUCCGCCUCGCCGUGCGCCUCACCUGCCUCUCCCUCGGCAGCGUCGUGUACCUCUACGGCCAGCCCUUCCUCCCCAAGAUGCACUACGUCCACCCGUUCACCGUCCUGCAGCUGGACAAUCUGCGGCGGCAGGCGAUGGGCAUCGUGGCGUCGAGGCUGAGCCGGGCCGAGCCGCCGCUGCGCCGGGAGGUGGUGGAGUACAUGCUGGACGCGGACUCGCACGCGUGGAGCAUCCGGCAGAGCAAGGCCAACUUCUUCCGCGUCACGGCACUGCUCUCCGGCGCGGCCAGCACGGCGCGGUGGCUCGCCGACGUGUGCCGCUGGAAGAACCCGGCGGCGACGAUCCUCGUGCACGUCCUGUUCGUGACCCUCACGUGCUUCCCGGACCUCAUCCUGCCGACCAUGUUUCUGUACAUGUCCGCGGCUGGGCUCUGGAACUACCGGCGGCGGCCGCGCCGCCCGCCGCACAUGGACGCGAGGCUCUCGUGCGCCGAGGCGGUCCACCCCGACGAGCUCGACGAGGAGCUGGACACGUUCCCGACGUCGAGGCCCAACGCCGUGGUGCGCCUGCGGUACGACCGGCUGCGGAGCGUCGCCGGGCGGAUCCAGACGGUGGUCGGGGACGUGGCGACGCAGGGAGAGCGGGUGCGGUCGCUGCUCGCGUGGAGGGACCCGAGGGCCACGGCGCUGUUCACGGCCUUCUGCCUCGUCGCCGCCGUCGUGCUCUACGUCACACCCAUCCGGGUCGUGGCGCUCGUCGUCGGGCUGUACGUGCUCCGCCACCCGCGGUUCCGGAGCCGCAUGCCGUCGGCUGCCGGCAACUUCUUCAAGAGGCUGCCGUCCCGGGCUGACACUAUGCUGUAGCCGGCACCUCACUUCGUAUCCUCUGCUCCUGCAGUUUGAUUGCAAGCUGGCCCGCAGUUUUCAUGGCGAAUGUAUUGGU
This is a messenger RNA of Panicum hallii, 2572 nucleotides long. Its product is annotated as FT-interacting protein 1-like. The transcript has a single exon. The coding region runs from base 7 to 2493 and encodes 828 amino acids. The record is from RefSeq and is a predicted model, not a curated record. Lineage: Eukaryota; Viridiplantae; Streptophyta; Magnoliopsida; Poales; Poaceae.